This is a messenger RNA of Suillus paluster, 1902 nucleotides long. Its product is annotated as DUF747-domain-containing protein. Lineage: Eukaryota; Fungi; Basidiomycota; Agaricomycetes; Boletales; Suillaceae. The record is from RefSeq and is a predicted model, not a curated record. Gene Ontology annotation, cellular component: endoplasmic reticulum membrane. The coding region runs from base 1 to 1902 and encodes 633 amino acids. The transcript has 7 exons. Gene Ontology annotation, biological process: maintenance of protein localization in endoplasmic reticulum.
AUGGCCACCUCCCCACGACGCUCCAGAAGACGCUUCUCUUCCGCAUCUAUUGGUGCGACAUGGAAUGCGCAGUUAUCACCAUUGUCCACAUCAGUCUCGCGUGGUCGUCGCAGAAGGUCCUCAUCCGUCGACUUUGAUGAUGAUGUUAUUCACAGUUCAGACAUAAAAGAAGAGAAAACGAGACAUGCACCGCUCAGUGACCGUGCCCUCGACUGCGAGAGGAUGCUUGAACCUGAGCUUGAAAUACAUCCAUUGACGUAUGCAUCACUCCCUCCGACUCCGAUUCUACCGUCUCCGCCUGCCUCUCCACCUCCGAUAGUCCGAAGUCAGGAGCUGCAGCAAGAUCAGCCACUAUUUUCUCUAUGGGACUACCUAUGGGAGGAACUUCUUGCGACUGACUUUGACUCACAUCAGGAGUUGAAAUGGGAGAGGGUGAGCAAUUUCUUGAGUAUUCCUCUAGCAAUGGAAAAGAUCAUUGGCUUUGGCUUUAUACUUUGUUUAGACUCGUUCCUCUAUACUUUUACUAUAUUACCCAUCCGGUUCAUGCUGGCGGCUAUCCGAUUUUUCCUGAAUUUCUUCAAACCCUCCAAAUUGGCUUUCCCACCAUCGCAGAAAGCUGACAUCCUUCGAAUGAUGCUGCUCGUGGUCUCUAUCAUGGUGUUGAUUCCACUCACGGAUGCCAGUAAGAUCUAUCACUCCAUACGCGGACAAGAUACAAUCAAACUAUACGUAAUAUUCAAUGCAUUAGAGGGACAGGAUAUCCUUGACUGCCUAUUUUCCCGCUCAACGCUCGAGGUACUUUCUCGUCGAGUGCCAGUUACGUCCAGUACACUUCGUCCAUUCGUGUUUUUUGGGCUCGCCACCCUCUACGUUGUUUCUCACGCAUUGGUGAUGAUUUACCAGCUGCUAGCUCUUAAUGUGGCCGUCAAUUCCUAUGACCACGCACUUCUGACUCUUCUCGUCUCGAACCAGUUCGUCGAGAUCAAAGGAUGUGUUUUCAAGAAAUUUGAGAAAGACAACCUGUUUCAGAUCACAUGCGCAGAUAUCGUGGAACGAUUUACACUCUCACUCAUGCUGCUCAUUGUGGCAUUCCGCAAUUUAAUCGAGCUCAGCGGAUCCGAAUUCGAUUUCACAGGGGGAUUCGUCCUUCCCGUUGUCGAGACGCUGCUUCCAGAGCCACUUACGAAGGUCGAUCAGCCCGUUGUGACAGUGAUGGCAUCUGAGAUAUUUGUGGACUGGCUGAAACACGCAUUCAUCACUAAGUUUAAUCACAUACGGCCAUCUGUAUAUGAGCGAUACACAGAUGUGCUCUGUCGUGACUUGGCUAGUGGCAGUGCUAUAGGACGCUUGGGUGCUCGAAAGCAUAGCUAUGUCGACCAAUCACCGUUAGUGGCCCGGCGGCUUGGCUUUUCCUCCCUUCCGCUCGCACUUGUCGUUAUGCUAGUCGGCCUCCAGUCAUUGACCCUCGUCUUCUCUCUUCGGUUUGAAGAUGAGUGGGGUUGGGACGCUCUCAUGGACAUGUCUCAUGCCGAAGUCGUACAUCUGCUCAAGUGGGCAGUGAUGGGGGUGGCAUUUUGGUUAUGUUUUCUCGCUUUAAAAGUUCUUUUGGGUGUGAACCUCAUCUCAUAUGCAACACGUCGCCGAGCAGGCAUGGAGGCCCGUGCUACUGCAGACACCGUCAAUGACUUUGGGCGAGAUCCUAUAGGGGAAGGUAAGGAGGAGCGUGAGUACAAUAAACAGCUCAAGAAGAUGGUGGAUGAUUGGAGAGAUGAUGCCGCACGAGUUGGUGAGAUGGGUGAGGGGUACACACGUGGCGGGAAUGGACAAGGUGGUGGUGCUGACAAAAAGCGGGUACCCCUUGAAGAGUUGACUCGAUUUACAAUGGUGAAACGUAUCUGGUGA